GUUCAUAGUAGUGAUGAUACAUUGUGAAGUCAUUUAACAUAAGAAAAUGUUGGCCUUAUAUUUCAUUCUACUCGUCUGCGUGCCCUUUGGUGUCAUCAUGACCCUUACGGCUCCGCGACUAGCCAUCACUGUCGCCGUUACUCAGCCGACCGUCUUAGUAAUACAAAACUCCAAUAACACCCGAGUAGCAGUUACUUCUCAGCCACUAGAUAAUGAUGAGUUGCUCCUUCCUCAAGCUUCUAAAGUCGACCCAAAGCCUUCACCUAAACUUCCCAAAAAACUAGCUUUCAUGUUCUUGACAACAACAUCUCUUCCAUUGGCACCACUUUGGGAGGUCUUUUUCAACCAAACAUCUGAUCAUCACAAGUCUCUUUACAAUGUCUAUGUCCAUGUAGACCCGACUCAAAAACACGAACCAGGUUUAUUUGGUACGUUUCAUGACCGGAUCAUAACAUCCUCAAAACCGGCUUAUAGGCAUACUCCAACACUCAUCUCAGCCGCACGUCGUUUACUAUCCCAUGCUCUUCUCGACGACCCGUCAAAUUACAUGUUUAUUCUUCUCUCCCCUUCUUGUAUUCCCCUUCACUCCUUUAACUUCACUUACAAGACACUAGUCUCCUCCACAAAGAGCUUCAUCGAGGUUCUUAAAGACGAACCAGGGUGGUACGACAGGUGGGCGGCGCGUGGACCUAACGCCAUGCUCCCUGAGGUACCACCAGAGAAGUUUCGAAUAGGCUCACAAUUCUGGACGUUGACACGUGCCCAUGCGAGGAUGGUGGUGAGUGACGUUGAGAUAUGGUCCAAGUUUAACAAGUCUUGCGUAAGAAAAGACACGUGUUACCCGGAGGAACAUUACUUCCCUACUCUCUUCCACAUGCGUGAUCCACAAGGUUGUGUAUCCGCAACGCUAACGCACGUUGAUUGGAGCGUCAACGAACAUGGUCAUCCUCGUACAUAUAAACCUUGGGAAGUUACGAAUGAGCUUAUACAAAAUCUGAGAAGUGAACGGCUUAGGUACGGAGAUGGCAGCAGAACGAGGAAGGAUCCGUUUCUGUUCGCCAGAAAAUUUUCUCCGGCCGGGAUAAGUCCGCUGAUGAACAUAGCUCGAAACGUCAUUUUUAACGAUAUUGGUUAAAUUUUAAGUUGAGACUGUAGGGACUUGAUAGUUAAAUUUAUGAUUUUUCAUAUGUUUAAAUGUAAAAUUUUUAUAAUAUGAAAAGAUUUUAGUAAAGGUUUUUGCUAUAA
Capsella rubella is the source of this 1245-nucleotide messenger RNA. RefSeq lists its product as uncharacterized. Gene Ontology annotation, molecular function: glycosyltransferase activity. The coding region runs from base 47 to 1135 and encodes 362 amino acids. Gene Ontology annotation, cellular component: membrane. The transcript has a single exon. The record is from RefSeq and is a predicted model, not a curated record. Lineage: Eukaryota; Viridiplantae; Streptophyta; Magnoliopsida; Brassicales; Brassicaceae.